CACAGGUCAGUUCAGACGACCCGUUGCGACAAGAAGGAAUCUUAUCGUGAUCUUCAAAUCCUACUGUAUCUUUUGCGGAUACUUUGUAGCGAACCACGGGUCCAAGAUUUUACUAUUGCUCUUUGGAAAUGAAGGACAUAUUCACUCCAGAUUGAAUCUAUUGAUAACUUGCACUCAUUGAUUUUUUUUUUAAUAGUCAAAUAGUUACUUUGACAGUUUUUGCUUGCUUUUGCCGGAGUUUUGACACCAUACGAUGGCCGAUAACAACCACCCGCACGUCAUUUUCUGCAACAACUCGCCCAAAAGAGUUUUGGUGUCUGUUAUUAAGACCACACCGAUCAAACCCAGGAAUGCGGAGGCCCUGACGCCGACUAGUCCCGGCUUCAGCGACUUCAUGGUCUACCCGUGGAAAUGGGGGGAGAACGCCCACAAUGUGACCCUGAGCCCGGGAUCCGUGAGCGGGGCUUCCUCACCCACCGGGACCCAGACGGCCAGGGAAGCGGACACGGAUCCUACACCUGAGCAAAUCAGGGAUGGCAUCCGCAGAGGGCGUCCACGGGCCGACACCGUUAGGGAGCUCAUAAGCGAAGGGGAGACUUCGUCCAGCCAUAUUCGCUGUAACAUCUGCAACCGAGUGUUUCCCAGAGAGAAGUCUCUUCAGGCUCAUAAGAGGACGCACACAGGAGAGAGGCCCUACCUGUGUGACUACCCAAACUGUGGGAAGGCGUUUGUCCAGAGCGGUCAGCUGAAGACGCACCAGCGGCUGCACACUGGAGAAAAGCCCUUUGUGUGCUCAGAGAAAGGAUGUGGCAAUCGGUUCACCCAUGCCAACCGUCACUGUCCCAAGCAUCCUUUCUCCCGUCUGAAGAGAGAGGAACCAAAGGAGGGCCAGGAGAAGGCUCAGUCUGUGGAUAACAAGGCUGUGGCAGAGUGGCUUGUCAAGUACUGGCAAACUCGUGAGCAGCGUUCCCCCACGACCACCAAGACGAAGCCCCAGGGCAAGGCAAGAGCAGAGGACCAGGAGCAGCAGGAUCCCAUGGAGUUUCUCCAAUCCGAUGAAGAGAACGGGGAAGAGGAAGAGACAGCAGACGAAGAGAAGGGCAGCCAGGGAGGAGCCGCCAAGCGCCGCCUCCAGGAGCAACGAGAGCGUCUCCACGGUGCUCUGGCACUCAUUGAGCUGGCCAACAACCUGUCUGCCUGAACACCCACCCGCUUCCUGAUCCUGGACUCCAACUCCCUGUCCCUAAUCUCCAUUCUCAACCCGCCUUCCUGCAGUAUGUGCUGUAGCUAGAAAUGCAGAUCAAUGACUAGUUUCUUCUAUCAGAGAGAUCAGUGUUAUGCACAUCAUCUGUUCCCCCUCAGCACCAGGAAGGUACAAGCUAAAGCACCUUAUUCAGCUUCCAUUUUAUCCCUUUAGGCUGCUAUAAUUGUAGAUUUGACUAUAUGAAGAAUGUCUUUCUUUCUUCUUUUUGUCUUCUAAAGGCAAAGGAAGAGAACCUAUUGUUUUUAUUUGUUUUGUUUGCACUUUGAUGGUAACGAGUUUUUGAGUGUAACAGAGUGUGUAUGACUGAUGUAUAUAUGGAUUAAGCUCAGAUGGACAGAAUGAUACAGGGUGUGGUCAAACAUAGGAAAUGUAAUCAUCAUGCUCUUAGGUUUCAUCUUCGCACAAUUUCACUGCCACAGAAGACAGCAGUGGUGGUAGAAAGGGACUGAGAAACGUUCAGAUAGUUUAAGUUUAAGCUUCACCAAUACAGUACACUCCAAGAAGUGUGCACCGGUGGACCAAGAGAGAGAAAACAAGUCUGGGGAGUUUAUCCAGUCUGGCAUGUGAUGUGGUCAUUUCUUUCGAAUGUGAGGUGAUCAUUGCAAGCAUAAUCCAGAGGUCUGGUUAGGCAUAGACUU
Molecule: messenger RNA, 1902 nt
Organism: Etheostoma cragini (Arkansas darter)
Lineage: Eukaryota; Metazoa; Chordata; Actinopteri; Perciformes; Percidae
Gene: znf367
Product: zinc finger protein 367
Exons: 5
Coding region: 254-1201 (315 amino acids)
Biological process (GO): homophilic cell-cell adhesion
Cellular component (GO): cell-cell junction
Molecular function (GO): ionotropic glutamate receptor binding
Source: RefSeq, a predicted model, not a curated record